AUGCCCCGUCCGGAGUACGCACCCUUUAUUACAUCACCUCGUGGUGGUUCUUCCGUCUUCAUGACUGGUCCUUUAAUAGGUUCAUCUACUGUUUCAGCAUUAAGUGCUGCUGCUUCUGGGACUUUUAAUGCUGCACUUAGUGUAGCUAAACUUAAUCUCCAUCGACGUCGUCGACAGACACUUUCCGACUCGAAUAGCAGCAGUCGAAGUGGGAAUGGACUUUCAUCCUCUUAUGCUCUCGAUCGAGAAGAUGACGAAGAAGACGAUCCUUUUGAACCACCACAACAACAGAGACAUCGGAAUCAGCCGAGAUUGAAAAAAACAGCAGCUUCUCCGUCGUCAUUGACGUCUUCAGGACCUUCGCCCUUGUCCCGCUCGGAUGGAUUUGUAUCGAGACUCGUGUCGUCAUCUUCAUCACUAUCGGUUCAAUCUCCAUCUGCACGAUCGUCCUCGGCCACGUCGCCUUCAAGUCCACGAGAUGCGAGUAUGUCGUCGGAAAUCAGUGACGUGAUGCAGCAUCUACCAGAGCUUUCAACGGAAAAAAUUGAAGCCCUUGUGAACUUUAUUGACAAGUCUGUGGAUGACGCGUACAAUCUCAGUCUCGGCUUUGGUCGUGUGCGCUGGUCGCCCAGUAGAGCGAAAGGAGGCGUGACGAUCCAUCGAGCAAGAAGUGGACCGGACAAUACGCUCCUGGAUGCGGCUGUAAGAGGAAGUUGCAAUGUUAGCGCCACAUUUCGAGAGAUUAGUGACUUGCUGAUUACAGAGGCCACUACCGACUUUGUCGAUCACGAGAAUGCUGUGAACCCCAGUGAGUUUCUGGACGGACAAGUGCUGUAUACACUUGUGCCACGCACACCGGAAGAACGCUUUGUGUGUGUCAAGUGGCAUUGUAUGCGGUCACUGGCGCCCUCGGUUGCCAAACACCGUGAUUACGUCUAUGUGGAAAUUGUGGAUUCAUUUGAAGAUGGCGAUGGCCGCCGCGUCGGUUACCGUCUGAGCAAGAGUGUGGGUCUAGACGUGCUGCCACCCCGUGACACCAAACACCUUUUUGUACGGGCAAAGACGCUGACACUGCAGACGUGGAGUGAGCGAGCACCAGGAAGUUUGGAAUUUGUUACUAUGAUGAUCAACGACUUAGGAGACCGUCUGCCGUCUUGGCUUGUGUACAAGAUGGUGGAUACAGCAGCGAUGCGCUCAGGUUGUAUACGAGACUACGUCAACCAGCGCCGUCUCGAUAUGCUGGUACACGCUGGACCGAGGGACAUGGUGCCGCUGAGCCGCCGUGUUUGCUGUGUUGUGUGCACGCGUAGUUUCUCCCUCGUGCGGAAAAAAUAUAACUGUGCGGCGUGUGGAGACGUCAUCUGUAGCCAGUGCAGUGUGUUCGAGCUCGUGACAGCACACCAGCGUCUGAGUGAUCUUUCGUCCCCGGGAGGAAAGCGCAAAACACGCAUCUGUAUCAAGUGCAGCAGCAAGAUGCAGAGCCGAGAAUUGCCACGACGUGUAUCGUCUGCACAGCAUAGUGAUAUUCCUCGUAUCGGCCCGGACGGCAGCAAUCGCAGCCUCCUAGCAUUAAGCAACUCGUUCUUGGCACGCUCGCACGGGUUCACAGGAAAAACUUCCAACGAGUCUCAACGUAGUUUUCUCUCCGACUCAACCUCUGGCACGAGUUCGCAGGAGUCCGUUGAAGAUGGCAGUCGAGGCAGUGGCAACGGAACCUCAACAGUGCGCAAACAGAUACCCACCAUGUUUCAGUUUCGCCCGACGUCUUCUUCUAUGGGCAAGAAUGAACGUUUGUCAAAGGCGUCUACAUCAUCUUCGUCAGCUGGGGAUGAAGAGAACCGGCUAGAGGUUGAAGAGCUUCAGCCGCAAUUGUUUGGUGACGGGUUUCUUGCACCUGUCGCUGUGGAGCUCGACCUUGGUAUUGGGAAGUAUAAGGAGACAUUUCUUCAGCAUCCGUCGCGGACUGAGAGAGACUACGAAGCUGAAGCCGCUGAGCUGGCGGAGUACAGCGACACGGAGGAGGAGUUUACUAAAGACGACGCUGGCAACUUUCUUAAUACGGAAGGUCACGCGCAGCACGUUGUUAGACAAUCGUUCAUGCAGGCUACAGUCAUGACACUGGACAUAGACAUGCCGUCGGUACGCAAAGUUGAAGUGGCUAGCUUUCUAACAGAAGAAGAGAAUGUCAAUCUCGACGCAGCAUCGAACGAUUCUGACUCGGCCAGCUGUCUCACGGUGGAUGAGAACUCCAAAAUUGUGGAAAGUAGAUUUUUCGGUGCAAAAUUGGAAGCUGAUGCUCCUGUUCCUGUGCAAGUGGAGGAGUUCAUUAUAGAAGAAAUGGUUCCUGAUAAUUCUUGUACAAUUUCGCGUCGCAGCAUGGAAUGCAAAGAAGUGAAGGUGAAAGAGUUGGUCAGAGAGGAAGUCUAUCCUGUAAAUGUAGACGUUGUACUGCGACGAAGCUUGGAGACAGAAGAAUAUGUUGCUGAAGAAGUUAAUCCAGACAGCGGUGGCAUUGUAUUGCGAGGUGGCAUGGCAUCGGAGAAGCUCGUAAUAGAAACGAUACAGCCCGAAAACGCACAAGAUAUUUCUCGGCUCAGUUUGGACCGAGAGGAAAUUCAGGUACCAAUGGUGGUUCAUAAAGUGGCGAAAAGAUUGGUUGUUGGCUCUGGCGGACGACACAGUCGCGAGUCUAGAAAAUCGACUGCAUCGCGUCCUAUCAGUGCCUCGCCUCCGCCACCGAGAGUAGCUGAGAUGCUAACGGACAGUAUGGCAAGUGCCAGUGCUAGCGAAAAGAACGCGGCGGCUUCUAACGGUUCUCGAGCAGCAGCACCUCCGGCUCCAGUCCCUGCACCAGCAGCACCAGAAGAGGAGACUAUCAAACUAGAAGAUUUGCAGGUGCAUCUUGACCGAAUGAAUCAAAUUUCGUCCAACUUGCGUGACCUUCGCAAUGAAAUGAAGGAAACAACGGAGGCUCCAGCCAGCACGCAGUCAGCAAUGGCCGCGCUCACAACCUUUGAGACCAAGGCGAACGCGGACCGUGCAGCCAAAAUUGCCGCCAACUUUGUCAGCUUGUUGGAUCGAAAUGCGGCACCCGCGGCUCGACGUGCACAGCAGGAGUUGAAGCAGAGCGGCAGACCACGCACAAGUCUGUUCGAUUUGACACUAGCCAUGGGCGAUGGCAGCUUUGUGGACUACCUUGGAGAUUCGACGUUUGAGGACGUCGGGGAGAGCCCCGACGGUACGGGACUAGGGUGGCAGUCCGUGCUUUCUCAAACGACUGGCAAGCAGUAUUUCUUCAACCAGAAUUGUGCGCUUGCGUCUUGGACUUUGCCGGGACCCGACAUUUUUCAAGGAACGCUUUACAUGGUGCUCUAG
This is a messenger RNA of Peronospora farinosa, 3375 nucleotides long. The record is from the annotation of a GenBank genome assembly. Lineage: Eukaryota; Oomycota; Peronosporomycetes; Peronosporales; Peronosporaceae.